AUGUCUCGAAAUCAUGGCAUGCCCAAUAUUUGGCCCGGGUAUGAUCCAAACGCAUACCCACCGCAGGACAAUUCGCCUCAAUAUGAUAGGAACGGUAUGAUGAUGCAGAACGGUGCAAGCGUGCAACAAUACCAGAUGGGAGGAGCUAUGCAGCAGGAUCAAAGAUCGUAUUGGAAUCCAAAUGUUCAACUUCCAUACAAUAUGCCCGCGACUGGAUAUGCGCCCGACAAUUUUCAUACGGCUCCAUCCACCGCGUCGCAGUAUUAUCAACCUCAACCUCAACCUCAACCUCAACCUCAACCUCAAGUUCAGGUUCAGGUUCAAAUCCCACAACCCAUUCAGCAACAAUAUCCUCUCAAUCAACGCGCCCCACAACAUCGCAUACUACCUCAGUCAAACAUGCCAAUGGAGCAAACAAAUCCUCAAGUAGCCCACACGAAACCCCCGACGCAACUUGAUUAUCCUCUACUUUUGAUCUCGCUGGCAGAGGAGUAUUUCGGCGCAGCGCAUGAACUUGCACCAGCAGUUGCGAUCGCCGUGACGGAAGAAAACGUUCACGCAUAUCACAAACUGAUUACUAUGGGAUUGGAAUGUUUGACUAUUGCUUUGAAGCAAUUGAAGCUUCCUGCAAGAUUGGAGGCUAAAGUUCGACUGCGGAUUGCCGGGAUUAUAUACGAAGAGACGAACAACUAUGCAGAGGCAGAGACCAUGCUUAGUCAAGGCAUAAUACUUUGCGAAAGAAAUCACUACUACGACCUCAAAUAUGUAAUGCAGUUCUUAUUCGCUCGGUUGAUGUUCGAGAAGAAUCCAAAAGCAGCCAUGAAAACACUUGACAGCCAUAUCUCCGAUGCGCAGGCCUAUCAACACAAUUCUUGGGUCUAUGUAUUCCGAUUUCUCAGAGCUUCACAUGCUUUGCAAUUAAGGACCCCAACAGAUAAUCAUGCAGCCAUACAAAACAUUCGGGGCAUUGCAACCCUUGCAAACCAACAGGGAGAUCGUUCUGUUUACAUUGUUGCAUCUCUUAUGGAAGCUAUUGCCCACUUGAAGUCCGCCGGAGUAGAUGGAAUUGAGCAUGUUCAACGAGCUAUUGCUGCUGCACGAACCUAUCAGCUUGAUAACAGAAGCAGCAUACCUCAGCUUAUUGGUCUUACUCAUAUCCUUGAUGUUAUUUGUAGUAUACUUCGUGGAGAUCCAGCUCAGAUGCUGAGUACUUUGAGGGCAAUGCAGAUGGUUAUGGAUGAUUUAUUAAAAAACACGGCAUGGAGCAUCGAAAAUGACACCCUGACUAUACCUAUAGACGGCGUUCACAAAGUCAAAAAUCUCAUUAGUCAAGAUACCCGAAAUGUUUUGAGUACAAGGGAAGAUGGACGAGGCCAGAUCGUCAUGUCAUUUUUGAAUAAGAGAGAUGCAUAUGCCUUAACUUAUCUACUAUCAGGAAUAGUUUUAAUGCACAAAAAUCCCCUCGAUCAAAAAGCCGUAAGAUUUCUCAAAGAAGGUCUAGGCAGAAUUAUAGGAGAUGAAUUUCGAGCAUCCAGAGUCUCCCCUGGUCUAUUGUCCGAGAUCGUCGCCAAACAACAGUGGCGUGGCCACAUUCUAUGUUAUUUGCACAUAUACAUGGCAUUCUGUUGCGCUGCUGUAGGUAAUUGGUCACAAGUAAAAGAGUCUUUGGCUUGUAUAACAGCUGCUGCAGAAAGGUUUGAAAUUCCUUUGUCAGGGCGACUAGGAACUCUUACUUUUUAUCUCGAGGGGGUCUAUUUUCAGGGAACUGGAGAUUUGAAGGCUGCUUUGAAAGUCUUCCAGCAUGAGACAUUUCAAUUGUACGAUUUGUCCUCCGAAGAUCAGGUUGAGCGUGAUGUUGCAAUUCUUGCCGCUCUUAAUGUCCUCUCGAUUCUACAAGAUGAAAUUUGGCAAGAUCCCAUCGAGAAUGUUACCCUUAUUUCGAAACUCGAGCCAUAUUGCGUCAAUCAUCCUACCAAAGAUAUCCAGACAGCAUUUUCAAUACUUAGGGCAACUGUCAAGACCGGAAAUUCCGCCAUGAUUCACGAGACUAAAAAUCACUUGUCUGCGGCUUUAGCUAAGGCAAAGGCUUCGCACAACACGCAAUUCUUAUGUCUUGUCCUUAACAUCAUGUGCAGUAAAUUCUUCAAUAACUGUCUAGGGGAUCAAGCAGAAAAGAGUGCCUUAGCUGCACUAAAGCAAGCUAAUCAUAGCAAGAACAAGUUGUGGGUUUCUGUUGCCGAGGGGUUAUUAGCCCAAUUCUAUGACAUCUCUGGAAAGAGAAAUGAGGCUCAGGCGACCUUUGAAGAAGCUUGUGCUGUAGCACACGAAGCUUUACCAGGACAUUAA
Molecule: messenger RNA, 2346 nt
Organism: Botrytis fragariae
Lineage: Eukaryota; Fungi; Ascomycota; Leotiomycetes; Helotiales; Sclerotiniaceae
Product: putative 75k gamma secalin protein
Exons: 5
Coding region: 1-2346 (781 amino acids)
Biological process (GO): mitotic sister chromatid cohesion; maintenance of mitotic sister chromatid cohesion
Cellular component (GO): SMC loading complex; chromatin
Molecular function (GO): double-stranded DNA binding
Source: RefSeq, a predicted model, not a curated record